UCGUCAACAGUCGCCAUGACUGUGCUUGUCGUUGUUGAGAUGUUUAAUGCUUUGAACAAUCUCAGUGAAAAUCAAUCACUUUUUGUUAUCCCUCCCUGGAGUAAUUUAUGGCUUGUUACUUCCAUCAUCCUGACUAUGCUGUUUUACAUACUAAUUCUGUAUGUGCAUCCACUCUCUGUUCUGUUCUCUGUAACACCAUUGUCUUGGGCUGAGUGGACUGUUGUUCUAUAUCUUUCAUUCCCUGUAUGAAGUGAAUCUUCACCCUCUCAGUU
Manihot esculenta (cassava) is the source of this 272-nucleotide messenger RNA. Its product is annotated as calcium-transporting ATPase 3, endoplasmic reticulum-type. The record is from RefSeq and is a predicted model, not a curated record. The transcript has 3 exons. The coding region runs from base 16 to 249 and encodes 77 amino acids. Lineage: Eukaryota; Viridiplantae; Streptophyta; Magnoliopsida; Malpighiales; Euphorbiaceae.